Molecule: messenger RNA, 2333 nt
Organism: Doryrhamphus excisus (bluestripe pipefish)
Lineage: Eukaryota; Metazoa; Chordata; Actinopteri; Syngnathiformes; Syngnathidae
Gene: tefa
Product: TEF transcription factor, PAR bZIP family member a
Biological process (GO): regulation of transcription by RNA polymerase II
Cellular component (GO): nucleus
Molecular function (GO): RNA polymerase II cis-regulatory region sequence-specific DNA binding; DNA-binding transcription factor activity, RNA polymerase II-specific
Source: RefSeq, a predicted model, not a curated record
GUGGCUUAUUCUUUCCAGUACAACGUAGUGUCUGUCUUAGCGCGUGAGGAAGUGGGCUACAUCUGUCAGUUAAUUUGGGGUUGUGUGUUUUAUUUCAUCAUUGCGAAUACUUUGAGGGUAUUUGUAAUAUUUAUACUAGUGUUUGCGUAAGAUAAAACACAUUACAAAGCUGAGCGAGUCUUUACGCGAAGAAAGUAGGCCAACAACAAGGUGGAAAAUGCCCGGAGAAGCGGUCGUCGUCACACUGGAAAAGGACACUGGGUCCCCCACGUCUUUCCCGGUUGUUCUGAAGAAAAUAAUGGAAAUGCCUCCGCCGAAUAUACUGGACGGCGAUGAGGACACUGACAAGGAGAAGCUGUGUUUGGAUGGUGAUGCCGACCUGGGCGGAGGAGUCAGCGGGAUGGGCCCGUCAGCUGCCCUCACCCCCGCUAUCUGGGACAAGACCAUCCCCUAUGACGGCGAGAACUUCCACUUGGAGUACAUGGACCUCGAGGAGUUCCUCAUGGAGAACGGCAUUCAGAACUCAGCGGAAGAAGAUGAGGAGGUCGUCAAGACGGGGAAGGUGAAGGUUAAGCCCGCCGGCAUGUCUCUGCUGCCCAUUCAGGAGCUGGACAAGUGUGAUGAAGAGGUGGUGAUCAUCGCUAACUGCGAGACGGACAUCACGUGUGAUGUUACGGCAGAUGAAGAAGCAGAGAGCGCAACCCCAGAGCCCAUCAGCCCUGACGAAAUAGAGGUGGAAGUCAACUACGAGCCAGACCCCACGGACCUGGUCUUGUCAAGUGUGCCGGGCGGCGAGCUCUUCAACCCCCGCAAACACAAGUUCAGCGAAGAAGAGCUCAAGCCUCAGCCUAUGAUCAAGAAAGCGAAGAAGGUGUUUGUUCCCGAGGAGCAGAAGGACGAGAAGUACUGGCAGAGGCGAAAGAAAAACAACGUAGCAGCCAAGCGCUCACGCGAUGCCCGCAGGCUAAAGGAGAACCAGAUCACGGUGCGAGCGGCGUUCCUGGAGCGGGAGAACUCGGCGCUGAGGACAGAGGUGGCGGACCUGCGCCAGGAGUGCGGCCACUUCAAGAAGAUGGUGGAUCAAUACGAAUCCAAAUUUGGAAAAUUGUAAGGGACGCAACACGGUUGUAGCCAGACUGCAUCACUCGCUGGGUGGUCACCAAAGCUUUUAGGAACUGAUGGACAGACGGAGGGGGCGGGGCAUGAUAGUGGCACACCCCUGUCACUUCCUGCUGCGGUGGCUUGGGAAAUGUCCUUCAACAUAAACAAUAUGUCAUCUUUGUUCUCUUCUUUUUCAAGUGCGAAGCCAGAAGACCUUUGAUUUAUUUUUUAAACAUGUGAGUAAAUCAAUCAAACAUUGAGGUUUGGGGGGGUCAGGGGGGGCUGAAUGGAUGGAACGUGGGAGAAGAGGCGAUGCAAUGCAACCGGAUAUUUUUCAAGCUUUUAUUUUGAAGCAUUCAUGUGUAUUUACACCUAACUAAGCAUUUUGACUUUGGUGGCAUUUAUGGGCUCAUUAUGUAUAUUUUUGAGGGAUACUUAUGUAGCCGUUACUAUAGUUUAACCAUAUGGUGUUGAAGUAGCGACUUCUCCUUCUUUCCAUGUUUUUUUUAAAAAACUACUUUUUUCACGCAUAGCAAAAUACUGUGAUAUUUCUUCAGGGGAUUACAGUGACACUCUGGCCUUCCUGCUUUCACUUUUUAUGUGUCUACCGCUCGUGAUGCUUCUUAUAAAGUGUCCAAACUCUUUUGUCAAUGCACGUCCACAUCGUUACAUUCGUAGUACAAGGACAAAACUCAUUGAAUGCAUCUUUUGCAUGGAUAUGAACCUGCAGGGAACUCCUGCCUGAGUACGCCGAUAAAGCAAGUUCUAGUUGAUGCUUAAUUUAUUUGGAUCCUCUUUCUGGAUUUAUUGUCUUGUCUUUAUCAUUUCACAGCCACACAGAAAUUAAAGAAUCAUUUCAUCAAUGAAGUGUUUUAUUCCACACUUAAGUGCUUCCAUUUUUUUUUUUUUGAAAUUCAGCUGAGUUUGUAUGUCUUAAAAUGAUCAGCUCUUGUUUGUUACCAAGGAAUAUUCAAUAUUAUACGGUGUGUCUCUGGGAUUUUGUAGAAUUAUGACAUAACUCUAUAUGUCAAAUACUUCCAGCCUUAUUCAUUUACAGUGAAAUGCACUGUUGACUAUGGAGAGUACAUAAUAUGUAUCACAUUGAAACGGUGUGUAAUAUCAGGUUGAUAUGAAUAAUGGACUUUCUAUCACAGUCUCUUUGUAAAGUAGUUGAGUGUGGUUACCUUCAUGUACAUACAUAUAUUGUGUAUAAAUAAAGCCUUGUUGAGAAA